Molecule: messenger RNA, 387 nt
Organism: Metarhizium acridum CQMa 102
Lineage: Eukaryota; Fungi; Ascomycota; Sordariomycetes; Hypocreales; Clavicipitaceae
Product: DNA-directed RNA polymerase II core subunit
Biological process (GO): transcription by RNA polymerase II
Cellular component (GO): RNA polymerase II, core complex
Molecular function (GO): DNA binding; protein dimerization activity
Source: RefSeq, a predicted model, not a curated record
AUGAACGCGCCAGAUCGUUUCGAGCUCUUCUUGCUGAGCGAAGGGGAGAAGAGGAUCGAGGAGAAGGUGUACUCUGGCAUGUCCAACACGUCAGAUUUUAUUUUGAACAAGGAGGAUCAUACGCUGGGUAACCUCCUCUCUGAGCACAUCAAGGCUCACCCUAAUGUCUACAUGGCUGGCUACAAGCUCGGCCACCCCAAUGUCCCUCAGCUCUUUAUCCGCGUCCAAACAGACGGUACCAAAACUCCCCGCGAGGUAUUCACCGCCGUCUGCGAAAAGCUCAUCAACCAGCUAGAAUCAUUACACCAAGAAUUCACACGUGAAUGGGAACUCCGUCGCAUCACCAACACUGGAGAGCAGGGCAACAUGCAAGGGAAUGGUUUCUAA